GGAGGAGGAGGAGGCGGUAAUGGCGGAGCUGGUGCAGGGCCAGAACGCGGCUCCUGUGGGGAUCAAGGCCGAGGGCUUCGUGGACGCGCUGCACCGGGUCCGGCAGAUUGCUGCUAAAAUUGGAGAUGCAAUUCCUCACUUGAAUAAUUCCACGCCACUAGUGGACCCAUCAGUCUAUGGUUAUGGAGUGCAAAAGCGGCCCUUGGAUGACGGAGUAGGUAACCAGUUAGGGGCCCUGGUACAUCAAAGGGCAGUAAUAACAGAAGAAUUCAAAGUGCCUGAUAAGAUGGUUGGGUUUAUUAUCGGCAGGGGAGGUGAGCAGAUUUCACGGAUUCAGGCGGAAUCUGGAUGCAAGAUUCAGAUCGCUCCAGACAGUGGUGGGAUGCCAGAGAGGCCCUGUGUGCUUACCGGAGCCCCAGAAAGUAUUGAACAAGCCAAACGGCUAUUGGGACAGAUUGUUGACCGCUGUCGGAAUGGGCCUGGCUUCCAUAACGACGUAGAUGGCAACAGCACAAUUCAGGAGAUUCUCAUCCCGGCAUCUAAAGUGGGGCUAGUUAUUGGCAAAGGAGGGGAAACGAUAAAACAGUUGCAGGAGCGGACAGGGGUGAAAAUGAUUAUGAUCCAGGAUGGCCCUUUACCUACUGGAGCAGACAAACCUCUCCGUAUUACCGGAGAGCCUUUUAAAGUACAGCAAGCGAGGGAAAUGGUCCUAGAGAUCAUCAGAGAGAAAGACCAAGCCGACUUCCGAGGCGUACGCAGUGAUUUCAGCUCCCGAAUGGGAGGCGGCAGUAUAGAGGUGUCUGUGCCUAGGUUUGCAGUGGGUAUCGUAAUCGGAAGAAAUGGGGAAAUGAUCAAAAAGAUCCAGAAUGAUGCUGGCGUGAGGAUCCAGUUUAAACCAGAUGAUGGGAUUAGUCCUGAAAGGGUUGCACAAGUCAUGGGGCUUCCUGAUAGAUGUCAACAUGCAGCACAUAUCAUCAAUGAGCUCAUUCUUACCGCACAGGAACGAGAUGGCUUCGGAAGCCUCGCCGUCGCCAGAGGCAGGGGUCGUGGCCGCGGAGAUUGGAGUGUUGGAACGCCUGGGGGGAUGCAGGAGAUAACGUACACGGUCCCGGCGGAUAAAUGCGGCCUGGUUAUAGGAAAAGGGGGCGAGAAUAUCAAAAGUAUAAACCAGCAGUCAGGCGCCCACGUAGAGCUUCAGCGGAACCCACCUCCCAACACCGACCCCAGUGUGCGGAUAUUCACCAUCAGGGGAGUCCCGCAGCAGAUCGAGCUCGCCAGGCACCUCAUAGAUGAAAAAGUUGGGGGUACCAGUAUGGGCGCGCCCGGAGGCUUUGGGCAGAGUCCUUUUAACCAAGCACCCGCCACACCUCAUCAAAACACCUUUCCUCCGAGGAGCUCAGGGUGCUUUCCAAACAUUGCUGCUAAAGUGAACGGUAACCCUCACAGCAACCCUGUGAGCGGUCCUCAGGCUUUCAUGACGCAGGGUUGGGGGAAUACCUACCAGACGUGGCAGCAGCCCGGACAGCAGGUCCCAAAUCACAGCGGUGCCCAGGCAGGCCAGGUGGAGUUUGCCAAAGCCUGGGAGGAUUAUUAUAAGAAACUAGGCCAGCAGAGCCAGCAGCAGAACAGCCAGCCCGACUACAGCAAGGCAUGGGAGGAGUAUUACAAGAAACAGAGUCACGCCGCCAAUGCUGCUUCUCAGGCAAGCUCCCAGCCGGACUACACUAUGGCCUGGGCGGAGUAUUACAGACAGCAGGCUGCUUUCUAUGGGCAAACAUUAGGGCAGGCUCAGGCCCACAGUCAGGAGCAGUAGAACAACGUCCUUGGGGCGGAUUUUUUUUUUUUUCCCUCUUGGAAUCAUUGUGGAAGAAAACCUUUUUGUAACAGAGGUUUCUAGAUUUGCAACAUUUUGAUGAAGACUUUUCUGUUUGUGAAACACUAGUUGUAGGAUAAUCUAUACUGAACUUUUCUAAGAAUCAGGAACAAUUAGUAAUGUACUAAACUUAUGGACAUACUGGUUAUUAUGGGUUUUGUUUUGGUUUUUUUUUUUGUUCUGUUUUGUUUUUUUUUUUUAUCCGUUUCCAAAUUUGUAAACUCUGGGAUUCUUUUUGGAGAAGUCAGAGCAUUACAAGCACCAAAAUGCACCCCAGAGCAACGACAUUUCAAUAUGUGGCUUUUUGUGUGUGUGUGUUCUCCUCUUCAUUUUCAAUCUUUUCUGUUGCAACAGAAAGAGUGGCUUGGAAGUCUUAGGUGGUAUGUAACAAAUCCUAAAAAAAAAUUUUUAAAAAAGCAGUAUUUAAAUAUUCUUAAAUAUGUAAAUUCAUUAAAUGUUUUACUUCUAAUUUCUUGUAUCUUGGCUGUCUGAUUUUAUUGCAUUUUAAAAAAAAAUGAACUAUGGUAUGUAUUGUAAUUAAUUAUGUGAAUUCUGUAUUGAGACAGUUGCUGUUUUGCUGUCAGGCAAGUUAUGGGAGGGGGCAUUUUGUAGGGUUUGUAUAAUUUCUAGAGUUCUAAAGGGGUAAUAUAAAAUGUGUUAAUUUUUUUAGCAAUACAUUUUUUUCAUGUUUCCAUUGCUGGUUGCAUUUGUGUAUCUAAGACCUCCAAGCUUGUUUUAAAAACAAAAGAAACCCCUUCCUCUAUGCUCUCAGAAAUAUAAAUACUGUUAUUUUUAAUAUUAAAAUGAAUCUGCUAUUAGUACCUUUAACAAACACUGUGGAACAUUAAACCGUAUAAAAGGUAGUAACUAUUUUUUAAUUCCAGGGUGUUUUUUGCUUUUUUCAUUUUUCUUUGAAAUAUUUUCUUAUCUAAUAUUUGUCAAAUUACCUAGAGAAAUAAAUGAAUCUAGUAUUAACCACAGUAUGCGUUAAAUAAUUUUGAUUUAAUAAAAGGGAUACUAUGAUUUCCAAUGUUUACUGUAGUGUUUCUUGUACAGAUAACAGUGUAUUUUUAAAGGAAAAAAAAAACGGAAUUGAAGCUAUUUUUUCUUGCAUUUUUAAUUGACCUGCGGGACAUUCCGUUUUGAAAUGUACUGAAGUUACUGUUCUUGGUUUUCCUCUUUCCUCUUAUUUUCCUUAUAAUGCUUGAAAUGUCUAACGAUAAAAAAAAAAAGCAAUUGGAUAAUGGUGAGCAUGAUGUUAAAAAAAAAAAGGUGUUCUUUUUAUUUGACUGACAGUUGCAUUUUACACUCUAUAUAAUAAAAUUUCCACAAGGCG
Molecule: messenger RNA, 3209 nt
Organism: Tachyglossus aculeatus (Australian echidna)
Lineage: Eukaryota; Metazoa; Chordata; Mammalia; Monotremata; Tachyglossidae
Gene: FUBP3
Product: far upstream element binding protein 3
Exons: 20
Coding region: 20-1813 (597 amino acids)
Biological process (GO): regulation of gene expression
Cellular component (GO): nucleus; cytoplasm
Molecular function (GO): mRNA binding
Source: RefSeq, a predicted model, not a curated record